This is a messenger RNA of Choloepus didactylus (southern two-toed sloth), 1175 nucleotides long. Its product is annotated as zinc finger protein 705A-like. Bases 246 to 1175 code for a protein of 309 amino acids. NCBI's taxonomy places the organism in Eukaryota, Metazoa, Chordata, Mammalia, Pilosa, Megalonychidae. Gene Ontology annotation, molecular function: DNA-binding transcription repressor activity, RNA polymerase II-specific. The transcript has 8 exons. The record is from RefSeq and is a predicted model, not a curated record. Gene Ontology annotation, biological process: negative regulation of transcription by RNA polymerase II.
CAGCAAAGUUCCCUAGGCUGCGGAAAUGGCGGCGGGGAGUAGCCAGGCGUUGGAGACCCCGCUGGUUCAGUGUGACUUCUGUUAGCUGCAUUGAGCAACUGAACCAUAUUUGGGAACUGCUCCUUCUUCAGUUUGGUAAACAUGAAGGGAUGAAAACAUCUGAAUGACAUGCUGCUCAGUGGGCUCCUGGAACUCUGAGCUUGGAUGCUUCGUGCUUGGAAUGAAAACCCAGAGGAAGAUAGUUGAUGGCAGAACUACUGACAAUGAAACCAGUGGAAUCAGUGAUCUUCAGUGAUGUAACUAUCAACUUUACCAAGGAAGAGUGGGCCAUGCUGGACACAAACCAGAAAAAGAUGUUCAGAGAUGUUAUGCUGGAGAAUAUUAAUCAUCUGAUGUUCGUGGGGUAUCAGGUCUGCAUAUCAGAAGUGCAUUCACAGUCAGAACAAGGAGAACUGUGGAGGGAAGGAUUAAGUUUUCUCCAAGUACAGAGUCCAGACAGGGAAAAUGACCAUAGAAAAGAAGAAAUGAUAAACAUGCAACAUAUCUCUAAGAAGGACACAUCUACCAACCAGACAAAGGAAAUUUCUCACACUGAAGAGGAUCCCCUUGAAAGUAAUGAUUUGGGAGAAUAUUUCACUCACCCCACAAUGACUGACAUGGGAAAGAAACCCAAUGUAAACAAACAAUUUCAAAGAAUCCUCAAUUAUCCUUCAUUCAUUGGUCAAAAUAAGAAAAUUCAAACUGGAUGUAAGUCAUUUAACUGUCAUCUAUGUGGCAAAGUCUUCAGAAGUAGUUCUUGCCUUAUACAACUUGAGAAAAUACACACUGGAGAAAAGCCAUAUGGCUACCAUCUAUGUGGGAAAGACUUCACUGGUCUUUCUACCCUCAGAAAACCCAAAAGAAUUCACACAGAGGAGAAACUGUAUGUCUGCAGUAUGUGUGGGAAAUCCUUCAGUCUUUGUGCUACCCUUAGGAAACAUGAAAGAAUUCAUACUGGAGGGAAACCCAAUAUCUGCAAUAUAUGUGGGAAAUCCAUCAGUCAUUUUGGUAACCUUAGCUUCCUGCAGUGCUCCUGCAGGAGUGCUUCUUUCUCUACCUGUGCCUGGAAAAUGGAAGGAGUUGUGCACAUCAGCCACCCAGAGAGAAGCCAGCAUUUCCACCUGCCUGCUGCUUGA